AUGGCGUUGGACCGGACCGUUGUCGGGUUCUUCGUCCUCUUCUCCGUGGUCUACUUCUUGGAGGCCAUCGGGGGAUUCUACAUGACCAGGUAGGUGUGCUACAUAAACGAAUGGUAAAGUAGAGGCUAUAAUGUUUUAGGCAGUAUCUUUUUGAUACACAACUUAUUUUGUUUAUUAUUUGUUUUUUAAACAUAAGUAUAAAAAGAAAAUAAAGUAAAACAGCUUAUGUUAGCUAUUAUUUAUAAAAUACAUGAUAUAUGUCAUUUACAGUGCAGUCGUAGCCAUUGAGAAACAGUUCCAGAUUCCCAGUAAGAUAUCGGGUAUGAUGGUAUCAGCUGGUGACUUUGGGUACAUACCUUCUAUAGUCAUCGUGUCGUAUCUUGGUGGCAAAGUAAGUUAUUUUACUUGGCAAUAACUAUUUGUGUGUUACCAUAUUUACUAUCUCUUUAUAGGGAAACCGUGCCAAAUGGAUAGGCGGUGGUUGUAUGCUGAUAGCCAUAGCCAACAUCCUCAUCUCAACGUCGAACUUCUUGUUUCCUGUAGAGAGAGUGGAUCUGAAGACUUCUGACUUCGAGGAAGCCAUUGAGAGAGAUAUCAGUAGAAUGUCGAAUGCCAACUCGAGGAUACUACAGCUUUUACCCAACGAAAUACGACAGAUAGUUAGUGGUAAAGGUGGACUGCCAGCUGCUCUCCAACAAUGUGAGAAGCUGAUCGAUCGUAAUCAGAGUUCUAUUCUCUGCAACACGCUUCAGGUACAUUAUGUUUAAGUUUGUUGGCAUUAUGGUGUUACCCAUGAUUUCUUAUUACAUUUUCAAAAUACAUGGGAAUGUUGAAGUUAAUUCAAAAAAUAGGUACUUUGUUCUAGGACCGACUCCACAAACACAAUCCGUCGAGUGUGGAAGAUGUAGAGAAUCUGCGAGCCAUUACUGCCACUUCGUACGCUUUCUGUAGCCGAUCUUUGAAUAGGUUGAGGUCAAUGGUAUGUUAUAUGAUGUUUUUUUAACUUAGUUUUUGUCAAAAUACAUAGUAAUUUAGUCAUCAAGAAGGAAGGAACACAUAAUUACGUAUGUUGACUAUGUAGAUGUUUAUUUUAACUAGGUUUUUAUAACGUGUUUUGACUAUGAUAUUGUUCUAGAUGGACAAAGCACGAUGUAAGCGAGACAGUUCGUAUGUUGGGCCUACAGCGACAAUCUUUUUUGGACUGUUUUUGCUUGGAAUUGGACGUACCAUGCCGUACUCUCUAGGACUACCAUUGGUCGAUGACAAUGUCAAAAAGGCCAACUUACCUAUUUAUUUUGGUAAGCUUACUUUUAAAUUGGUUAUUGUUAAUGGUUUUAUAGUAUUCUAAAGUUUUUGUAAUAUAUUAUACGUUUACUUGAAAAUUUAAACUAUUUGUUGUUAAUUUAACUUAUUUUUGAAUUAAAUUUCCGUAUUUUAGCUGGAAUGUUCUUCAUUCGUUUAUUGGGACCUGUUCUUGGCUUGAUGAUGGGGUCUAUUUUCAACAAAUACUACUACACUUUUGACCGUAAGUACAUUUAUACCUAAACAUAUUUGAGUAUGUUGUCCAGACUAAUUUAGGUUUUAAGGUUAGAAAUAUAUUAACCUUUAUUCAAAUUAUGUUUCAGCUCCCCAAGGUCUAACUCCGCGAGAUCCAAUGUGGAUCGGCUGCUGGUGGUUUGGCUUCUUGAUCAUAGGAUGCCUAUUGUUUGGACCGUCACUGGGGCUCUUCUGCUACAGAACGUCUUCAACUUACCACGAAGAAGACAACGGGGAAGGCGGAGUGAAGGAAGAUCUCUUAGAUGAAGAAGGAAAACAGAAAAAGUAAGGCCAACCGAUACUAACGUAGUGUAAAAUAUUUAUUACAUUGACAGACCUAGCUUCACAAUGUCACUAGGCUUGACUUGACACGAUUUACGUAUUAUAGUAUGUCUAUGUAAGAAUAGUAUAGUAUCAUCAACGUCAUUUUUCUAGAAAACCUCGUCAGCUGGCCUUAGUGGAUCGGCACGCUGAACGGACGGCGGACGGCAAGACUGUCGUUCCUGGAACGUUCAAGGAGAAGAUGGAUGACUUCAUAGUGACAUUGAAGUCGGUGAUUACCCAGCCUGUCUAUGUGGGGAUACUGGUGGGCAGAGUUAUCGACGUUAUGGCCUUCAAGGGAUUCUUCGUGUUUCUACCCAAAUAUCUGGAGAUCCACUUCGGGGUACCUCAAUAUAAAAUCAACUUUUACAUGGGUAAGAAACAACAUGUAACCUAGAUGACAUUUAGAAACAGAUUGAAUGUAAAUUGUCAUCUCUAGUCACUAAUCAUACUGUUUUAGGCCUGAUUGGCAUUGUGGGCUUCGCCAUAGGAGUUUGUUCAGGCAGUUUGAUCAUGAAGUUCCUGAAGUUAGAAGGUCGUAAAGCGGCAGCUUGGGUAGCUAUCUGCUCGUUACUGGCUGCCUGUCUGUCCUUUUUGAACGCUGGAGUUGGAUGUCAAUCAACCAUGUCACAGUUAGGAGAAUUGUAAGAAAAGACUCCUUUUGUUACAUAUUCUAUACCUAUAAAGUCUUUUCUUGUACUCAUUUUAAAGUGAAGUUACAUUACAAUGUACAAGUAAACAAGAUAUACUUUCAGAGCAGCCAAAGGAUCUCUCAACUCGACCUUAGGUUGUUCCUCCAACUGUUACUGCGACAACGUCCCCAUCUACCCAGUCUGUGACCCUCAGGGUAAUGUAUACUACUCACCGUGCCAUGCCGGCUGCCCUUCUCCUGAUCCAGCCGUCUUCGCCCAAUUAGACCCCAAACUGCCACCAACCUUCUCGAACUGUUCUUGUGUCAAGACCAGCGACAAACAUGUGUCCCGGGAUUACUGUAUUACCGACGACUGUAACUGGAAGAUAAAGCUCUACUUCUUGAACAUGGCAUUGGGCGGGGUGAUUGGAGGUUUGGGGGUUACUCCAGGAAUGUUGAUCAUGCUGAGGUAAUGCAGUUUUUACUAUGUAUUAAGGUGUUUUGCUUUCAAAACAGAUUUCUGAUCAUUUAAAUGCCGUUUGUCAUCAAGGUUGUACACUACGGUGAAUCAUGCAUUACAUUGAAAGAUACAUACUAUGAAGUAUAUGCUAUGAUUCCUGUAUUUGCAGGUCCGUUCCCCCAAGGCAUCGUUCCGUUUCCUUGGGAUUCAGCGGAUUUCUGGUCAGUACAUUAGCCACAUUGCCAUCCCCAAUAUUCUGGGGUGCCAUAAUCGACUACUUCUGCGUACAAUGGGAGAACAAGUGUGAUGGCAGGGGAGCGUGUGUACUGUACGGUACAGAACAACUCAGGAUAUGGUACGUGAACCCAUGUUUUUAUUACUAUGGCAGUUUUAGUGUCGCCUUUAAACACUAGUUUAUAAAUUAUAGUAUUUUACCAUGCCUUCUGUUCCCCGCCCAUAAGUAUUUAACUUUUCAGGAUGCACAGUAUCUAUGGAGGUCUCCGCUUACUGGCAUUGCUAGCCGACUUCUAUGUACUCUAUCAUGCCAAGGGUCUGAAGAUUGUAGAAGAGCACGAAGAUGACGAAGUUCAGCCACACAAAGCGACAGAAAACAACAAAAAAGAUAACCUACUGCCAACUGAACAGGACGCAAGGCCACCUCAAGAAAAAGAAGCCCAACCUCAGGGGAACAAAGAGUAA
Bursaphelenchus okinawaensis is the source of this 3647-nucleotide messenger RNA. The record is from the annotation of a GenBank genome assembly. Lineage: Eukaryota; Metazoa; Nematoda; Chromadorea; Rhabditida; Aphelenchoididae.